This is a messenger RNA of Anguilla anguilla (European eel), 1264 nucleotides long. RefSeq lists its product as uncharacterized. The record is from RefSeq and is a predicted model, not a curated record. The coding region runs from base 1 to 1062 and encodes 353 amino acids. The transcript is spliced from 2 exons. Gene Ontology annotation, biological process: attachment of mitotic spindle microtubules to kinetochore. Lineage: Eukaryota; Metazoa; Chordata; Actinopteri; Anguilliformes; Anguillidae.
AUGAAAAUUAUUUUUUACUCCUCCAACAGCAGCUUCAGCUACAACUGUAGCUCCAGCCACAACUGCAGCACCAACAGCCGCAGCUCCCAUUGCAACUGCAGCCCCGACAACUGCAGCUCCCAUUGCAACUGCAGCCCCGACAACCGCAGCUCCCAUUGCAACUGCAGCACCGACAGCCGCAGCUCCCAUUGCAACUGCAGCCCCGACAACCGCAGCUCCCAUUGCAACUGCAGCACCGACAGCCGCAGCUCCCAUUGCAACUGCAGCCCCGACAACCGCAGCUCCCAUUGCAACUGCAGCCCCGACAGCCCCAGCCCCCAUUGCAACUGCAGCCCCGACAACCGCAGCUCCCAUUGCAACUGCAGCCCCGACAACCGCAGCUCCCAUUGCAACUGCAGCCCCGACAGCCGCAGCUCCCAUUGCAACUGCAGCCCCGACAACCGCAGCUCCUAUUGCAACUGCAGCACCGACAGCCGCAGCUCCCAUUGCAACUGCAGCCCCGACAACCGCAGCUCCCAUUGCAACUGCAGCCCCGACAGCCGCAGCUCCCAUUGCAACUGCAGCCCCGACAACCGCAGCUCCCAUUGCAACUGCAGCCCCGACAGCCGCAGCUCCCAUUGCAACUGCAGCCCAGACAACCGCAGCUCCCAUUGCAACUGCAGCACCGACAGCCGCAGCUCCCAUUGCAACUGCAGCCCCGACAACCGCAGCUCCCAUUGCAACUGCAGCCCCGACAGCCGCAGCUCCCAUUGCAACUGCAGCCCCGACAACCGCAGCUCCCAUUGCAACUGCUGCCCCGACAACCGCAGCUCCCAUUGCAACUGCAGCCCCGACAACCGCAGCUCCCAUUGCAACUGCAGCCCCGACAACCGCAGCUCCCAUUGCAACUGCAGCCCCGACAACCGCAGCUCCCAUUGCAACUGCUGCCCCGACAACCGCAGCUCCCAUUGCAACUGCUGCCCCGACAACCGCAGCUCCCAUUGCAACUGCAGCCCCGACAGCCGCAGCUCCCAUUGCGAGUGCAGCCCCGACAACCGCAGCUCCUAUUGUUCCAGCCACUAGUAUCGCUCAAACCACUAGCACCAGAGCACCUACUGCACGUCCAACAGCCACUGUUCCAUCUACCACAGCCUCUACAAAUCCACCAUCAGGAGAUGAGGGCGUCCUACGCCUGAAUUUCAGGCUGUUUAGAACCUUUACAGAACCAUUGGCAAACCAGAGCUCCACUGAAUUCAAGCAGCUAUCACAGAAUGUCACCAUGGAG